Molecule: messenger RNA, 3033 nt
Organism: Schistosoma mattheei
Lineage: Eukaryota; Metazoa; Platyhelminthes; Trematoda; Strigeidida; Schistosomatidae
Source: the annotation of a GenBank genome assembly
AUGUACUCAUUUGAAGGGAAUUACAAAUCAAAGCGAUCAUUAGUGCUUGAUCAUACCCAAAAGUUGUCAACCCAUGCGCUUGUUCAAAAAACACGUGAAGAACGAAAGUCACGUGAAAAUAUGGUCAAACAAGAACGUGCCGCUACUAAAAUUCAAAAAUGUCUUCGAGAUUAUGUUGCACGAAAUAAAAUGAAACGUUACUUUAUUGGAUUAUUGAAUGAAUUAUCUAAACAAUUAGAUGAUAUAAUAAAUAAAACUGGUUUCAAUGAGGAGCAUGAAUUUGAACAUAAAUUAUUGAAGUUACUUCAAUGUUUCAAUACAUGCUAUCGUAAUAAAAGUCCGGAACAAAAACAUCUUUUUACUGUUUGUCGUUUAUUAUUGUCCAAACAUGGAAAAGAUGCACAAGUCAACUGGUUAACUAAUGGUUCUGUUGACCAUAUUUUCACGCUAGGGAAUUCGUUAUUAAUCAACAUCAAAUAUUUAACCAAACUUCCAUCAUUAACAACAUCAUCAAACUAUACAUUACCGAUUCGUGUAUUAGAGGAAUUAUUCAACAUUUUAAUCGGAACUUGUUCAUCUACAAAAAUCUCUUUAUAUUCAAAACAACUGUACUUCAGUAUUGAAUGGAUUUGUCGACAUUUAUCAAAACAUCAUUAUUUUAAUCAUUUGGCUUAUUUUAUGGAUCAACAAUUACCAACUACAACUGGUGGUUACCUUAAAGAUUUCACUACCCAAUCACAAGUAUUUGAUCCUGUGGAAUUUUUCAAAUUACCAAAAACUCGUUCUUUUAUUAAUCUAAUAAUUGCACCGUUGAAAUGUGCUUUUAACUUAUCGGAUAAUGAUAGUCCAUUUUCUAAUCCAAUGGUCGAUUUGUAUCGUGAACUUGUUUUCACAGCAUUAAAUGAUAUUCUCAUAUCAACUAUUGAUGAUCACAAUACUUAUAUUAUCGGUGAACGUGUUAUACUCAGUGUUGGUAUGGAAAUGUUCAAACUACCUAAUCUACAUCAAAUUGUUAUUCAUGGAUGUUUAACAGCGGUUGAGAAUGAAAAUAACCAAUUAAACACUGAACAACGACCACAUAAUGGAACUAUUUCAUUGAUUCCUUCUAUCAAUUUAUUACACCUUUUUGUGACUGUGGCUAUACCUGGCAUGUUAGUAAAAUGUGAUCCAACCACAACCACAUCAAGUUCAACUGUCCAUACAACCGAGUCAUCAAUGAUACAAGAUACUGAUGACGAUGAUAAUCACGAAGAAGCAGUGACAGAGGAAGAAGGAGGUGACGAAUCAUUGCCAGUUCUGUUAGCUACUGAAUCUUACACACAUUAUACAUGGUCUGGUUCACCUUUAGAAGCUGCGAUAACGAUACGUUUUGUUGCUCGGAUACUUAUGAGUUGUUUAACGGAACCUCAUCUGCCUAUUGUUCGUCCAAUUACUGAUCCUAAACCGUUACAACUACGAAUUGGACAAGGAGAAGAAUUAUCAGAUGAUGACGAUGGUGAUGAUGACGACAACAAGAUUAAUGAUAAUCAUAAUAGAAUGAAGGGAGUGGAAAUCAAUGAUCAGGAAAUGAACAUGUCAGCUGAAUUUACUAGAAGUACUAAUAACUGUAGUCUUAUUUCAGAGGCUGUCUCGUUUCAACCAGUAUGGGCUUCUCAACUGACAAAAAUCUCUGCGUCACUAAGUCAUAGUUUACCGGCGCUAGCAGCUAGCUCAUUGUCUACACUGGAAAACUUCAAUAGUGAUUUGGAUAAUCCAGAUAAAUUGGAAUUAAUUCGUUCUUCAUCGUAUCUACAUUAUUGCCUUUCUCAAGUAUGUGGUCUGUCUAGGACAUCAUUAAUACGCAUUAACUCAAUUUAUUCACAGUAUACAAUCUAUUUACGUUGUUUAUGGAAAUUAAUUGAAAAUACUAAAUUGGAACUUCAAAGUUAUCUUCCACUGAUAUUUACAUUUGCUGAUUGUCUUCAUCAUCGCUUAUUAUGUUUAACUGAUUCGGAAAUCUGUGACAUCUUAUCGGAAGCGAACUACACCAACUCUAACGAUUAUCGUCAUCAACAACCAAUCAAUAAUAAUGGUGAACCUUCACGAGGAGGUUGUGGUUUUCGUGCUGAUGAAUUAUUACAAGUUGGUGCAAGACUUCGUGAUCUUAUGCUCGGCCUAAUUGAUUUGUCACAUCCUGAUCAAGUGCCGAAACAAACUCGCUGCAAUUUACAAACAGAUACACAUUGUGCAGAAUCAAUGGAACAACCAAAUUAUGGUGCAGUAUUACGUAGAAUAGAACAAUGGGUCGAAAUAGCCGAUCUUGGCAGUUCACCUAUUGGUGAUCUAAUGAUGCGAAAUUAUACACAAUGGUCGAUACCGGAUUUUCGUCUUUUACUAUAUUGUUGGUGUAGUUUACUGCGUCGAGUUGAACGGUUAGUAUUUCAAAUCUAUGAUUGGGAUCGUCGUUGUCGACGUCAACAAGAUACUAGUCUGCCUAUCUACCUUUUACAAAAUCCACAAUCCACAACGACAACAGCUUCUACAAAUGCAUCAUCUACAUUUUCAUCAUCAUCCUCAUCAACUGAUAUUGCACGCGUAACCAAUUCACCACGUCUACCACUUGGCACACCAAGUGUUAGUCAAACAUUUUGGUUGAAAGAUAACUUAUUUGAUUUAUUAAAUACUACAGAAUCACAAUCUUCAUGGUUUGAAAAUCAAGGUUAUCAAAAUACAUUGGCAUUAGCUGGUGCACCGUUUGGUUAUUAUAGUAUUUUGAAUCCAGAUCGAAAUCAAGAAUCAUUUUCUUUAUCCAAUCGUCAAAUACGUCAAGUCUUAUUAUUGAAAAAAGUUCCAUUUGUUAUACCAUUUGAAAAACGAGUUAAAUUAUUUAAAAUUCUAAUCAAUGAUGGUAGUACAUAUAAUCGUAAUCCAUUUCGACGAAUAUAUAAUAUGUCUAAUCAACCAAGUGUUUCUCUUGUUGUUCGUCGAACCCAUUUAUAUGAAGAUGGUUUUGAGAAAUUAUCCAAAGAAAAUGGUAAUGUUUAUUUUGGUUAG